AUGCUGUCUGAGUGUCUCAAGGUUGGUCACCCACUACCAACUGAGACCGUGACUGGAACAAGCACCGGAAACACUAUUACAACCUCUUCUGGCCCUGAUGGCUCUGCAGCGACUACGACUACGAGUGAUGGUACAAGUGCGGCAACGGGUGUGGCUACGAGUGCAGGUGCUAUUGCUACUGUUAUAGCUACGACAACUGGUACUGGCUCCUCUCAUCCAUCGCCGUCCACAGGAACUGGGAGUCAGAUGGUGAUGACACUCGGAGCCUUUUUGUGCAUGUCGUAG
Molecule: messenger RNA, 285 nt
Organism: Penicillium daleae
Lineage: Eukaryota; Fungi; Ascomycota; Eurotiomycetes; Eurotiales; Aspergillaceae
Exons: 2
Coding region: 1-285 (94 amino acids)
Source: RefSeq, a predicted model, not a curated record